This is a messenger RNA of Zychaea mexicana, 1626 nucleotides long. RefSeq lists its product as uncharacterized. The transcript is spliced from 6 exons. The coding region runs from base 1 to 1626 and encodes 541 amino acids. NCBI's taxonomy places the organism in Eukaryota, Fungi, Mucoromycota, Mucoromycetes, Mucorales, Lichtheimiaceae. Gene Ontology annotation, molecular function: nucleic acid binding. The record is from RefSeq and is a predicted model, not a curated record.
AUGCGGCACCUGAUGGAUAAGCAGAUGAUGCUACGGGAUGGCAAAUAUCUCAAGGCUGUCCACUCGUUCAAGAUCGUCAAACUUUUGGGAAUAGUCAACAGCUCACUAGUUUUCACUGCAAUGUACACGCUAUACAAUGAGUAUGAGGAAUUGAGAAUGCAACACCUUGUCCCGUCCAAAGCCUUGUCCCACCUGAAGCAUGCAUUUGAUACUAUGCGAUCAGCCUAUGACCUUUAUGCCCAUGACCAACCAGAGAUAUUCUUUACUGACAACAUUGGUGGUGAUCAAAAGUUUCUUAAAGACGUUUUGCCAUCGCCGACAAGAGAUGCCGUGCCUGUCAAUACCCCAGAACCUGUGGAUACCUCUCUCAUUGAUCAUCUACCACCACUCACAUACCUGACAACACCAGUACAUAUUGAUCUUUAUUGCGUCUCUCAUCUUGCACACUUACCACCAUCGUUGAUCACUUUACUCUCUACUGAAAUCGUAUCCAAGAUUAGCCGUCAAGUGGGUGGUGAUAUACGUAAAAUCAAGCGUGAUUUCGACUUGCAUGAAUUGGAACCCGAUCGUUCUGGAUGCAAGAAGCUACCAAAGGAAGAGGAUGUACGACUUGGUGAUUGGGCUGCUGUAAACUUGACAAGUGAACAAGUACACUAUGUCGCAUUGGAUGCAUUUGCAGGGUUUGAGAUCUACAAGAGGAUAAGAGGGUAUGGCUCUAUUGGGAAAAGGAUUUCUGAUUCAACAGAAGCAGCUUAUGAUACGAUCAAUCCUGGUGAUGACAACCCUGAUGACGAUCAAAGUGAAGAUUCCACCAGCUUGGAUUCAAAUGAUGAUGUCGAUAAUGUUCCACACCCAGUAUCAGGAGUCGAUGUUAAUAGCGUUGAGUUUGGACACAUGGUUAUGUGUACUCUUCCAUCCACUGCAUCAUCUGAUAACGUUGUCCGCUCGAGAGUUCUCAAAGAUGUGUACCAUUUGAUGGCCAUGGUUCGUGUACCACGAAAGCAUGGAGCUUCUGCAGAAUUUGCAAGAAAGCUUCGUGACGCUCUCUUUAUCGUUGACUCUGAUGACAAGGCUCAUGUAAUACCUCCUGCAGAAACAUUGUAUUUUAUCAUCAAGCAGCUUUUUGAAAGUUAUGGGCCUAUCAAAUGUGCAAGAGCUGGAAGACCUUUGUUUGACAACGAGGCAUGGCAACAAGCAAGAAAUGUUCUCACAACAAUACACCAUGGCUAUGUAUCUGAUCCACCUGGAAUGUCAUUCUAUUACCUGAUGCGCUAUGAUAAAAAUGGCUUGCCAUUGUAUCGUUGUUGCCGAGGAACAACUUCUCUUGAGGGUAGUAUCCACCAAAAUGUGAUUCGAAAGUUCGGAUCAUUUGGAGCUAGUCCUCAGCUUGCAGAUGCAGUAUUGGUCGAUUAUCGUUUACGUCAUAAUAUCGAUGUUGGUACCAUGAACUGGUAUGGCAGAUUGCACAAAGGUCACUACGAUCCAUGGCUCCUUCAAUGCAUCGCUGAUUUACGUGUUACACUCAGAUUGCCGACAAGUCAGGGUGAUGCUGGUGCUCAUCAUCAUGCAUUAUAUCUCACUUAUGAUAAACGAUCUGCAAUUGAAGCCAUACCAGCAAUCGAUUGA